GGUAUUACGGGACCUUCUGGUCCAAUUGGCCAGCCAGGAAACGUUGGACAGCAAGGAUUACCUGGAGAUAAAGGGCCUACUGGAACUCCAGGUUCAUCUGGUGCAAUCGGCUCACCUGGAGAUAAAGGAAAUUUAGGACCACAAGGCACAACUGGA
Messenger RNA from Helobdella robusta, 156 nucleotides. RefSeq lists its product as hypothetical. The annotation marks the transcript as partial. Lineage: Eukaryota; Metazoa; Annelida; Clitellata; Rhynchobdellida; Glossiphoniidae. The transcript has a single exon. The record is from RefSeq and is a predicted model, not a curated record.